GAGGAAGGGCCGCCCCGAAUUGGGCUGUUUUUGCCUGAAUGCGGGAGGAGAGGAGCCCUAGGCGGCUGCCUGCCAGCGGAGGAGGGCUCCCGGUUCCUUGGGAGGGAGAGGGAGAGGGAGAGAGGAAGGGUGCAAAGUCAUGAGUCGCCCUUCCUAUGACCCUCUUUCUCCCUCCAUCCUUCAGUGUGUCCUGGGGCUGUCCCUUUUGUUUCUUGCAUCGUUCCUUCCUCCAUUUCAGGGGAAUUUGUUUAUUUAUUUCCGUGCCCCCCCCCCAUAUAUAUAUAUAUAUAUAAUGCGCCUCCAAGUGGUUCCCGACUCCUUCCGGUGCCGCCCAGGCGGAGGGUCCUCCUGAGGCUUCCUUGGCCAAGGUGUUCCUCCCUCUGAGGCCGACGAGGGCGCGGGGCUUCCCAAGGGCACCCCGGGGCUCACAGACAGGGCUCCGGCGGGAAGGAAGGCCUCGUCCCCACUCUCCCCCAUUAUGUCCUUCUACACUCUCUUCGCCUGGGAUCCUCCUGGGAAGCUUUCAGGGAGAGGGAGGAAGGGAGAGGCCGCCCUUUUGGGGCCGAGGGAGGGGGAGCCCCCCUCUUUUCUUCCCCCAGACACCCCUCUGGGAGCUCUCCAGGAACCAGACACUGAGGGGGAGCAAGAGCCUCCUUGCUGGCCUUGGGGUGGGGCUCUGGAUCUUGGGGCUGAGAGGGAGCCCUUAUGACCAGACUGGCCAGGCCUGGCAGGCAAUGGGGCUUCACAUGGGGAGAAUAGAAGCAGAGGGAGGGGAAGUGUUUGGGACUGAAGAGGAGACAGAGAAGGAGACCCUCCCCAGCUCCAUAUUCCUGGAAGAGAGAAUCCGGAGAGGAGCCCUUGAGUUUCCUUGGAGCGGAGGGGAGAAAAGGGAAGAGGUUGCUGGAGAGAGGAGGAAGGAGCCAGGGUCCAAGGCUUGUGUGAGGCCUGAGGGAGGGAAGCAUUAGCUAAAUGCAAAGCCCUCACCUCAAAAUACUGCCUUUCUUUGGGGAUCCCUGCAGCUUCCUUCCCCUGAAGAACUCGCUGGUGGUAGGCAGAAGAGAGGAAGAGGAGCCAUCAGGUUCAAAUGAAGGAAUCUAAUAGGCUGUAAAGAGAGCCAAUGGGGUGCAGUUGUUGGAGCGUUGGACCAGGACACUGGGAGACCAGAGUUCGAGUACCGGCUCGGCCAUGAUCAACCCAACGAUAACGAAAAUGAUAAUAAUAAUACUAAUAAGAUUAAUAAUAGGCUUCUUCCCUACAGAAGACCACUUUAUAGAAAGGCCUUGAAGAGGGGCUUUUGUAGAGAGGGAAGAAAAGGGGGGAUUUCUGGGGUUCUCCCUCCCAUCCCCAUCCUCAAUUUAGUUAUUUUGUCCUCUCAGAAAAGUUCCGUUUGAUUUGCUCUCAGAACCAUUAGGUUGUCUUUCUGGUGCUCCAUGGAAGAUGGCAUAAACACGUGAAACAGCUGCCUUUGUACGCUCUACAGGUGCUCAGAGGUCCAGAAUUGGCCUGGCUGGUCUUCAAACAGGGUAGAGGAGUCUUCACUGAAUUUCUUUUCCAUGGAAGAUACUGCAGGAAAAAAGCACUUGGAACAGGUUAACCUUCACCUCCUCCUCCUUUGUGAUGGAGCCAUUGGGAGGGCUCAGCAACAGAGGAUCCCAAAUGGUUGAUAACCAAGGGCAGAGGGAUUUCCCAGAGUGUUGUUCAGUACCCCCUCCCAUGAACUGAAUCCUUGGUGUGCUCGCUCUUACCUUCUUUGCAAUGGAACCAUUGGAAGGGAUCUGUAACAAGGGGUCCCAAAUGCUUGCUGCUGAGGUCACAUCUCCUUGUGUGUUCCUGCAUGGGAGGGGGUUGAUCUGGAUGGUCCUCGAGGUCUCUUCCAACUCUAUGAUUAUAACACUUCAUUCUCAGAAGAACUGAAUCCUUGGCUUUUAGACAGAGUUGGUUUGCCAUUUUCUUGGAGGGUGGCAGCUGACUCAGGCAGCUGGUUUCAUGCCAUUAUGAAAGGAAGCAAUUCCUAACAAUUUAAUUUGUGGUUCUCAUAUUUUUAUGGUAGAGGAUGGAAAGAGGCUCUUGUGGUAUUCUCCGCCUCAUGAGCUAAAAGAUCUUGACCAUACAGGCUGGGAAUCCAAAGAAUCUGCUGACUGGAUGAGGCUGCCCUAGACUUAUGCCAGUUACUAAUGCAGAUUGGGAAGACCUAUACAGAAGAGCUUCAAUGUGCUAAAUAAAAUAUCCCUUCACAUGAGAAAUCUAGUUUAUCAGACACCCAGGUUGUGACCUCGCCUUUUCCCUCAUGCGCUAUUCUUCAAGACCCAGGAAGUUCAGGAAAAAAAGAUUAAGGAAAAGUCAAACAUGUCCUAUUCCAUCUGUAUUCUGAAGCAAUCCAAUAAUAUUGGUGGUACACCAUCUUUUUCUUUUGAUAAGACUGUCUGGAUGAAGGCUAUUUUCUUUUGCAGGUGACCUUUCGGGAUGUGGCUCUGUUUUUCACAGAGGAGGAAUGGAACCUGUUGGAUCAGAUCCAACGGUCUUUGUACGAGGAGGUCAUGAUGGAAAAAUGUGUCCUCCUUGGGUGCUUAGAAGUCCUAGAUGGGCCUGACUGGUCUCCAGACAUUUAAAGAGAGAAGACAUCUGCUGAAUUCCUCCUCCAUCGAAGAAACUAUAGUAAAGAUGCCCUUGGAACAGGGCUGGUUUCUGUUGCAGGUGACUUUUGAGGACGUGACUGUGUAUUUCACAGAGGAGGAAUGGGAUCUGCUGGAUCAGAACCAAAGAUCUUUGUACGUGGAGGUCAUGAUAGAAAACUACGAGAAUGUGUCUGCCCUUGGAGGCGACGAGGUACCAAGCAGGCUUCUGGAACUGCUAUUCAGAGAGAGGAGAGUAUGUAGGGGGGAACUUGUAGCCUUGAUAAUGGAGAAUACCAACAAGCAGGCGCACAUUACCAGAAAACACCAACAGGAACUCAUUCACAAAUACUUAAGGAGAACGGACCAGAAUUCAAGAAUCCUUAAAGAAAUAGCAGAGAGUUUUUGGCAUGAUGUGAGGUCGAGUGAGCGGGACAGAAGGGCAAUGCUGGACUGUAUGCGCUCCCUGGCAAAGAUUGCAAAAGGAAUGCUGGAGGCACAGGAAAAAACACGUGACCAUGUAAAUAUUGUUAAUGGAAGCUGCCAAGAUGCUGGCAGGGAAGAGGAGCAUAUGGAACUGGAGGUGGAGGAGCAGCAGUGUUUAUGUGAAAGAGUGCAUGCUGAUAUAAUACAAAGUGAAGACAGUGAGGCACCGGCCUGUUCUAGUCCUGAAACUCAGAUUGAUGAAGACAUUGGAGGACAAGAAGACGCACAGCCUGCCGAGGUGGAGGAUGCUGGAGGUGACAAUGGACCAAGCAGGCUUCUGGAACUGCUGCUCAGAGACAGGAGAGCACGUAGGGGGGAACGUAUAGCCCUGUCAAUAAUGGAGAGCACCAACAAGCAGGAGUCCAUUACUAGAAAAUACCAGCGGGAACUCGCUAAUGACUACUUGCAGAGAACAGACCAGUAUCCAGCAAUUCUUAAAGAAAUAGCAGAAAGCUUUUGGCGUGAUGUGAGGUCAAGUGAGCAGGACAGAAGGGCAAUGCUGGACUGUAUGCGCUCCCUGGCAAAGGUUGCAAAAAAAAUGCUGGAGGCACGAGAAGAAACGUAUGACCAUGCAAAUACUGUUGAUGGAAGCUGCCAAGGUAAGGUGAUUGAGUAAAGCAGCCUAUUUCCUGCUCCUGGAACAGGCAGGAAAAAGAGGAAUAAAUCAUGAUUUAUUCCUCCAACGUCUGUUUCUGACAGCCAGGAACUUUUCCCUCAAGCUGGACAGGAAGGAGAUGUUCCCUGCUUGGUGCCCUGCACUUUAGAUACUGAGUGAUAAUAAAAAUAAAAUAAUAAAACUUU
This is a messenger RNA of Sceloporus undulatus (fence lizard), 3899 nucleotides long. RefSeq names its product zinc finger protein 225-like. Bases 2581 to 3714 code for a protein of 377 amino acids. Lineage: Eukaryota; Metazoa; Chordata; Lepidosauria; Squamata; Phrynosomatidae. The record is from RefSeq and is a predicted model, not a curated record. Gene Ontology annotation, biological process: regulation of DNA-templated transcription. The transcript is spliced from 7 exons.